UGAAUUCGCAUCGUCCCUGUCAACCAGCCAUGGGAAAGAUCACCUUCUAUGAGGACCGGGGCUUCCAGGGUCGCUGCUAUGAGUGCAGCACUGACUGCCCCAACCUGCAGACCUACUUCAGCCGCUGUAACUCCAUCCGGGUGGACAGCGGUUGCUGGAUGCUCUACGAGCGCCCCAACUACCAGGGGUACCAGUACUUCCUGCGCCGUGGAGAGUACCCCGACUACCAGCAGUGGAUGGGCUUCAACGACUCAAUUCGUUCCUGUUGCUUGAUCCCCCAGACAGCCUCCCACAGGAUUCGACUGUACGAGAGAGAAGACCACAAAGGUCUCACCAUGGAGAUGAGUGAGGACUGCUCUUGCCUCCAGGACCGCUUCCACUCCGAUGAGGUCCGCUCCCUCCACGUGCUGGAGGGCUGCUGGAUCCUCUAUGAGCUGCCCAACUACCGGGGCCGACAGUACCUGCUGAGGCCACGAGAGUACAGGCGGUAUCAGGACUGGGGGGCUGUGAAUGCUAAGACAGGCUCUUUCCGAAGGGUGGUAGAUUUAUACUAAAAUGAGUUAACACUACCAUUUUCUCAUUUUGGAAUCUAAUAAAGUAUAUAGUCUGUAUUGUUGGCAA
Orycteropus afer afer is the source of this 621-nucleotide messenger RNA. The record is from RefSeq and is a predicted model, not a curated record. Lineage: Eukaryota; Metazoa; Chordata; Mammalia; Tubulidentata; Orycteropodidae.